Molecule: messenger RNA, 4680 nt
Organism: Topomyia yanbarensis
Lineage: Eukaryota; Metazoa; Arthropoda; Insecta; Diptera; Culicidae
Gene: Kdm5
Product: lysine-specific demethylase 5
Exons: 4
Coding region: 589-4623 (1344 amino acids)
Biological process (GO): chromatin remodeling
Cellular component (GO): nucleus
Molecular function (GO): DNA binding; histone demethylase activity
Source: RefSeq, a predicted model, not a curated record
CUUGCAAAGGAACAUGCACGUCGUGAACAAAAUUUGUUUGUAUUAUAAUAUUCCGUAAUUAGUCGUUCAGGAUUAUUAUUUUGAAGAAGCAAAGCUUUCACUAACAAUUGCAGACAAAAAAGUUUGUGGUUAACAAAUAUCGUGUUGUAGAAUAUUGUUUUUGGCCAAACUUCGAGUAGCCCAUUUAGCGGAUGAAACCUUUCACAAAGCCAUACGCAAAUCAGGAGCUGUAGCGACACGAUAUGUUGUUCGAAGAGUGAGAAAAGAACUUACCUACAUUUUUUCUGUUUUUUAAAGAAAAAAAAUCAUUAAGCGUGAUAUCGUACCGAUCUGUUGCAGUAUUUAGAAAAUAGUGUGUAAUAUACGUGUGGAAUACGUAACAUUGAUAGUAGAGUGGAUGUGUAAUUUUGUUUUCUGUUGGCGAAAUCAUAAAGCGUUGUUUGAUUUGGUAAAAUCUACACUAAAAGCAUGAUAUUGUGUGAUGCUAGUGAACUACUGCAGGAAGCAUUAAAAAAAUCAAUGGCUAUAAAUUUUGGUGAUUAAUGAUCCAGCCUCGUUACUAAAACUACAGGAUUAUAGUGGCAAAUCAUGAAAAGUAAAAAUAAAAUAUCCAAUUCACCUGGAUCGGUAGGUGAUGUGACUGGUGCCAGCUAUCCUUUGUGCUCGAGUAUCAAAUUGGCCUCAAACGGAACUAAUCCGCUAAUUGGGGCUGGAAGUGGAGAACCUUUGGCCCUACAUCCCCUGCAGCCAGUUAAACCUCACAUCUCGUUGGACAAGUAUGAUGAGUUCCAGUUUAAAGUGCCUCCGGAAGCACCGGUAUUUGAACCCUCUGAGGAGGAUUUCAAGAAUCCUCUUAUCUACAUAAAUAAAAUAAGACCGAUAGCUGAGAAAUAUGGUAUCUGCAAAAUUCGACCUCCAUCGAGCUGGCAGCCACCUUUCACGGUCGACGUUGAAAAGCUAACGUUUGUUCCGCGCGUUCAACGUCUAAACGAGUUAGAAGCAGAGACACGCAUAAAACUAAAUUUCCUCGAUCAGAUCGCGAAGUUUUGGGAAUUGCAAGGUUCUUCAUUGAAGAUUCCUAUGGUUGAGCGCAAGCCAUUGGACCUCUAUACAUUGCAUAAAGUAGUAAACGAUGAAGCAGGCAUCGAAAUCGUCACAAAAGAACGCAAGUGGUCAAGAGUUGCUUGUCGUAUGGGAUAUCAGCAAGGAAAAAAUGUAGGAACGAAUCUUAAAGCACAUUAUGAAAGAAUUUUAUAUCCGUUUGACAUUUAUCGUUCUGGUAAAAUUAUUGAUUUGGCAAAUUUAGAAACAGAGCAAGAGGAUUGUGAAUACAAACCUCAUUCAAUCGAAGCCCGGCAGCAGGUGCAACCUCCACCCGCAACAACAGCCAGGCGAUCUCAGCGUUUUGCUCAAAUGAAUAAAUCAGCCAGUAUUGGAGCAGAGAACGACUUAUCUAGAUUCUCGCCAAAUAAAUAUCGUUUGAAAAGUAUGUAUGGCACUAGUACAAAUGGAUCGACAAAAGGAAAGUCAGACAUAACGUAUACGCCAAAUCCGCAUGAUCCAAUGGCAAAGUAUAUCUGUCAUAUGUGCAACAGAGGUGACGUGGAAGAAUCGAUGCUACUUUGCGACGGAUGUGACGCUUCGUAUCAUACUUUCUGUUUGUUACCACCAUUGCAAGAGAUUCCUAAAGGUGAUUGGCGCUGUCCGAAAUGUAUUGUAGAAGAGAACUCCAAGCCAGUAGAGGCAUUUGGAUUCGAACAAGCUCAACGAGAGUAUACGCUUCAGCAGUUUGGUGAAAUGGCCGAUCAAUUCAAAUCCAACUAUUUUAACAUGCCCGUUCACCUUGUUCCAAUAGAGCUUGUUGAGAAGGAAUUCUGGCGUAUUGUUUCGUCUAUCGAUGAGGAUGUAACUGUCGAGUACGGGGCAGAUCUACACACCAUGGAUCAUGGUAGCGGAUUUCCAACUAAAUCGUCGUUAUAUCUAUUGCCGGAAGACCAAGAAUACGCAGAAUCCAGCUGGAAUCUGAACAACCUGCCAGUGUUGGACGAGUCUAUUUUGGGGCAUAUCAAUGCGGACAUUAGUGGUAUGAAGGUACCAUGGAUGUAUGUUGGAAUGUGUUUCGCUACAUUCUGUUGGCAUAACGAAGAUCACUGGAGUUAUUCUAUAAACUAUUUGCAUUGGGGUGAGCCAAAAACGUGGUACGGUGUUCCUGGAACAAGAGCUGAAGAUUUUGAAGCGGCCAUGAAGUUGGCAGCGCCAGAGUUAUUCCAAUCUCAACCGGAUUUGCUGCAUCAACUAGUAACGAUAAUGAACCCAAACAUUCUCAUGAACUCUACUGUACCAGUGUACAGAACCGAUCAACAUGCUGGUGAAUUUGUUGUAACAUUUCCACGUGCAUACCAUGCUGGGUUCAAUCAGGGCUAUAAUUUUGCUGAGGCGGUAAACUUUGCUCCUGCCGAUUGGAUGAAAAUGGGUCGAGAAUGUGUGAAUCAUUAUUCUAAGUUACGAAGAUACUGCGUAUUUUCUCAUGAUGAGCUGGUGUGUAAAAUGGCACUUGAGCCUGAUCGAUUGAAUCUUGGAAUAGCGACCGCAUGUUAUAUCGACAUGGCAGAAAUGGUAGACACCGAGAAAAAGCUAAGAAAAAAUCUUCUAGAAUGGGGUGUUACAAACGCGGAACGGGAAGCAUUCGAGCUACUAUCGGACGAUGCAAGGCAAUGCGAAAUCUGCAAAACGACGUGUUUUCUCUCUGCGGUCACCUGCAAAUGUACUACGAAUCUAGCUUGCCUCCGCCACUUUGCUGAACUCUGCGAUUGCCCCUCGGAAAAUCACACUCUCAAAUAUCGUUACACACUCGAUGAGUUACCGUUGAUGGUACAGAAGUUGAAGGUUAAAGCGGAGUCAUUUGAGAAGUGGCUGUUCAAAGUACGAGAUGUACUUGAUCCGGCAAUCCAUACUAAUAUCACCUUAGAGGAAUUGCAGGAGAUUGCUCAAGAGGCAGAAACACAAAAGUUUCCAAACAGCGUCAUUCUAGAACGACUAAAUUUCUCCAUACUGGAAGCGCAAAAGUGCAUAACUGUGAUUCAGCAGCUCGAUAUAAACAAAAUUCGUACAAGGACACGAAACACUGCUGAGUGUGCCAAGUACAAGCUUACAUUAGAAGAACUUGAUAUGUUCGUAAAUGAAAUCAACAAUUUACGCUGUAUAAUACGCGAAGGAGACAGUGUACGCGAACUGCAAAAAAUUGGUAAAGAAUGGGUAAAACAAGUUGAAGGUGCCCUGAAAGCUCGAUUUAAAGAUACCAAUAUCCAGCAGCUGACGCACCUAAUUGAAGAAGGUAACUCACUAUGCAUCGAAUUGCCGCAAAUUGUGCUGCUGAAAGAUCGACUCGCCCAAUUCAAAUGGUACAAACAAGUACGUCUGCUACGAGAAAAUACAAUCGAUCGCCUAUCGUUGGAUGAAAUUAAAAAAAUGCUUGAUGACGGAAUGAAAAUCCUCCCACAUACAGUUCUGGAGAAGGAAUUGGCGGAACUCCAUGGAAUUAUGUUGCAGAUUGUAGAUUGGGAACAAUCUGCCAGCCAAUGUUUCAAGACGGAGACUCGUCACAAAAUCAGCGAAAUCGAAAGUCUUUUGGAAAGGGCUCAUCUGAUUGAAGAUUUUCUUCCAUCACACAGUCAACUACGAGAUGCUUUGCAGAAAUCGAAAGAAUGGCUUCACGCCAUCGAGUCACUAGAGCGUAAUGAGAACUGCAACUUUUUCCACACAUUGCAGAACAUUGCCAAUCGGGCUAAGUUGCUGCCAAUGGAAGCCGAACGACAGAAGCUGUUUGAGAGCAUGGGGGCAGACAGAGAUGGCAAAUUAUCGUUGUCAUGUUUUGGGUAUGCUGAAUCCGCCGCUAGCAGUGGAAUCAAGAGGAAACAAAUGAGUAACGUUGAUGAAGUAAUCAAAAAAAUUAAAGAUGAUCCAUGCAUCACAGAGCUUGACGAGCAAAUUUUAAAAGCACAAAUACUUUGCUGGAACGAUAAAAAUAAAGUUAGUGCACUGAGUCUGUCCAGUUGGUAUACUAGCAUAGAAGAAAAAUUCGGUGAUAGCAAGAUUGUUUAUCACUGCGGAAAGUGUUCCGAAAUUGCGAAGAAAAAAACUAUCAAACUAUACAAGGAAGAGAAAAAAGAGUCUUUGAAAGAGCAGCUAAAACCAGAUCUGGACUUCAAAGUGGAAAUUAACCAGUUGGAGGAAGACACUCAAAUAUCGCGGGAAAGCUUUGAUGACUUCGAAGAUGAAGAUAAUGAGGGCGACGAUCAAAUGAGCGACCCAGAUAAUCAAAGCGAUCGAGACAGUGAUAAUAGCCACGCUGAGGAUGAAGAGGGAGCAUGUGAUGCUUUUGUUGGUGAUAGUGAAGACAGUAAUUUGGACGAUUAUCCGAAUAAGCUCGACUUGGAUGACGGAGAGAAAAGUACCAGCUUCGCAAAGCAUGCUACCGGUUCGCUGUAUAGUGACGUUAAUUCUUUCGCUGCAACAACUAGUCAACAAUGUAAAACUUCGAAGCAAAAGUUGACUACUGGUAUAAGUGAUACUUCAACGGCUGUAGUAAUGCCUACGAUAGAUCCAAGGGGUGUAAUAUUUUAGACAAAACAAUACAAACUCUUCGUGAAGUAAAUAGUACCUUUCUUAUCACAUCCUGUG